Trichomycterus rosablanca is the source of this 1751-nucleotide messenger RNA. It is a transcript of the gene cacng1a, whose product is annotated as calcium channel, voltage-dependent, gamma subunit 1a. Gene Ontology annotation, molecular function: voltage-gated calcium channel activity; calcium channel regulator activity. The transcript is spliced from 4 exons. Gene Ontology annotation, cellular component: L-type voltage-gated calcium channel complex; membrane. The record is from RefSeq and is a predicted model, not a curated record. Gene Ontology annotation, biological process: regulation of calcium ion transmembrane transport via high voltage-gated calcium channel; calcium ion transmembrane transport. Lineage: Eukaryota; Metazoa; Chordata; Actinopteri; Siluriformes; Trichomycteridae. The coding region runs from base 162 to 839 and encodes 225 amino acids.
UGUUCUCAGGCCAUAAGCACAGUAAACCUUGAGUGAAGACCUCCGCAAGGAUUGUUCGUACUUCCUCUCCUCAUCAGGCUAAUCGGGAACUACAGAGUGGCCCGGCUUUAGUAAUUACCCCAGCAGAAGAAUCCAGAAGAGCAAAGGAAUCAAACAGCACCAUGGAGAAAAAUACAAAGAUAAAGAUCACACUGUUUAUCAUCCUGGUGGGCAUGGUGUGCAUGUUCACGGCUGUUGUAACAGAUCACUGGGCAGUGCUGAGCCCGAGAGUGGAAACAGUCAACACUAUGUGUGAGGCUGCCCAUUUUGGAUUGUGGAGGCUUUGCAAGAAGCACAUUAACAUUACAGACAUUGAGAGAGAGGGGAAACCGUGUGGACCCAUCAGCCUGCCAGGAGAGUUGAACUGUUCCUACUUCAGACACUUCACUCCAGGACUUGACUCUGAGAUCUUUGAGGUUAAAACACAAAGAGAAUACAACAUCUCAGCAGCAGCCAUCUCCAUUUUCAGCGUGGUCUUCAUGCUCUUGGGAAGUUUGUGUAGUCUGUGUGCUUUGGCGAAGGGCAAAAACUAUCUACACAAACCUGCUGGCAUGUUUUUUGCUUUUGCUGGUCUCUGUGCCAUUGUCUCUGUGGAAGUGAUGAGGCAGUCAGUAAAGAGGAUGGUCGAGAGUAAGGACACCAUCUGGAUCGAGUACUACUACUCCUGGUCUUUCAUCUGUGCCUGUUUGGCCUUCGUGUUCCUCUUCCUCUGUGGGAUUGGCCUCCUUUUGCUCGCCAUGCCCCACAUGCCUAAGAAUGCAUGGGAGACUUGCAUGGAUGCCGAGCCUGAACACAUGUAAUACAGCCAGGUUGUGUUAUAUUGUCAUUUUGGUAGUAAUCACUUGCAGAGUGAAAACAAAGUGAUAAAAAAACAAAUUAUUAAACUAAUUUUGUACUUUUGUUUUUGAAAGAUAAUUUCUUAUUUUUUGGCACUGUGUUCAUAUAAGUGAGUAUGUUUUUUAUGAUUUGUCAAGAUUUUGUCAAAUCUACAAACCUACACAAAGAAGGAUUUUAACUGUAAAAGUAUUUAAUUAAAAAUCAUAGUGGUUACCUUAAGAGUUUUUCUUUUUACUUUUAUGUGCUUUCUUUUUACUUCUAUGUGCUUUCUUUUAACUUCUAUGUGCUUUCUUUUUACUUCUAUGUUGUGUUCCUUUGGCCUGAUAUAAAAUUAACAUUUCUAGUCUGCUAACAAACAACACAAGGCGUAUUUGUAUAUAUAUACUCCACGGCCAAAAGAAUUAGAACACCUGACCCAUUUCAAAAAUAAAUUCUAUUCAAAUAAAGGGACUAUGUGAUCUAUGUGAUCUUUUCAGGUAUAACAACAGCCACUCUUCUACAAAGGCUUCUCACACGACUUUGUGUAUGUCUGUGGGAAUUUGUGCCCAUUUAGUUAAAAGGGCAUUUGUAUGACUUUGCAGUGAUGUUGGUCAAGAAAGCCUUAGUUAAUGUUCCGGUUCACUUCAAAGCUGUUCUGUGGAGCUGAAGUCAAGACUCUGCAGGCUGUUGGAGUUUCUUUAAACCAAGCUUUUCCUUAUGUCUGUAUAGACCUUGCUUUGUGCACAGGGACACAGUCAUGCCGGAACAGGAAAGAACCCUCCCUAAACUGUUGCUGCAAAUAAUUUUCUUCGUUUAUUACACCUGUUAGCAAUUGCGGUGACUGAAACACAUGAAUUCAAUAAUUAGAAUGGGGGUCCCACUACUUUUAUCCAUAU